This is a messenger RNA of Melanotaenia boesemani (Boeseman's rainbowfish), 1675 nucleotides long. It is a transcript of the gene hsd17b10, whose product is annotated as hydroxysteroid (17-beta) dehydrogenase 10. Gene Ontology annotation, cellular component: mitochondrion. Bases 72 to 854 code for a protein of 260 amino acids. Gene Ontology annotation, biological process: fatty acid metabolic process; estrogen metabolic process; androgen metabolic process. The record is from RefSeq and is a predicted model, not a curated record. Gene Ontology annotation, molecular function: estradiol 17-beta-dehydrogenase [NAD(P)+] activity. The transcript has 6 exons. NCBI's taxonomy places the organism in Eukaryota, Metazoa, Chordata, Actinopteri, Atheriniformes, Melanotaeniidae.
CGACCGGCGCAGUGACUCAUCUGGCAUACAGACAAUCUUUGGUGUGACGUCGCUGCCUUCCACGAUCCAAGAUGGCGAAUAUUCGGUGUGUGAAGGGUAUGGUUGGCCUGGUGACGGGGGGUGCGUCCGGUUUGGGGCGGGCCACUGUGGAGCGUCUGGUUCAGAGUGGAGCGUCUGCCGUCAUCGUGGACCUGCCGUCCUCUGAUGGACAGACUCUGGCAGCCAGCCUGGGAGACCGAUGUGCCUUUGCUCCAGCAGAUGUGACGUCUGAGGCAGACGUGCAAUCAGCAGUGUCUCUGGCCAGAGAGAAAUUUGGGAAGUUGGACCUAGCCGUUAACUGUGCUGGCAUAGCCGUAGCCGUCAAAACGUACAACUUUAAGAAGGACACCCCUCACAGUCUGGAGGAUUUCCAGCGUGUGAUCAAUGUGAAUAUUGCAGGAACGUUUAAUGUGAUACGCCUUGCUGUUGGUGAGAUGGGGAAGAAUGAGCCUGAUGCCGACGGACACAGAGGAUGCAUCAUUAACACUGCCAGUGUUGCAGCUUUUGAUGGACAGGUUGGACAAGCAGCGUAUUCUGCUUCUAAAGGCGGCAUCGUUGGCAUGACACUCCCCAUUGCACGAGAUCUGGCACCCAUGGGCAUCAGAGUCAUCACCAUAGCACCUGGACUCUUCUCCACUCCUCUCCUCGCCAGUCUUCCAGAGAAGGUGCGCUCCUUCCUCGCCCGCCAGGUGCCCUUUCCCUCCCGCCUCGGAGACCCCGCAGAGUUUGCCCACCUUGUGACGUCGUUGGCUGAGAACCCAAUGAUUAACGGGGAGGUCAUCAGACUGGACGGAGCCAUCCGCAUGCAGCCCUGAAUCUGAGUUUUAACAUGUUGGCACAAGAAACUGAUCAAUAUGCUUGUAACGUCUGGUGUCUUCUGUAGAAGGUCUCAUAAACUCUCCUUAAUCAUUCGAUUGUAUGAAUCACAUCCAGUUGUUCUGACACUGAAAUUAUUCAAAAUUUAUUUAAGCGUCAGUUAUACAUAAAUAAUUCUGAUGUGACUUCCCACUGGCUUCAUUGAUCUGUAGUAAUACCAGUUAGAGGACAGCUAAAUCUCUAGUGCAGGAAAUGUUCUUGGUUUGAAGAACCAGGGACGGAUGUUGACGAGAGCGAAUCCAGAACUUCUUUUUAACAAUAAUCGGGUCAAAUUUCAGAACUUCAAACAAUAAAAUAAAUAUAGAGGGUUUUAAUUUGUUAUGACUCAGAUAAUAAGGAUUUAACAUCAAUUAUGAAACUCAUUCUGCUGCAGGAUUUCAGUAUAUUUAGUUUUUCAGCUUUGAGAAGACAGAGUCUCUGUGUUUGGAGUGCUUUAUCCUAGCUGACAUUCCAGAAAACAGAGCCACUCUUAUGUCCUUUGGAAUGCUGUAAACAGAAGGAAAAGACAAAAACAUUAAAGGUCAGACAGGAAGUACCACAUGGACAUGAUUCACGUUCAAACAUGAAGCAGAAUACUAUAGUUCUGAUGUGUGAUGUGUAGUCCAGUAGAGUUGUUUUUUUUUUUUUUUUUUUUGCUCUAACUACAAGAGCUGUGUGGUGUGUAUUGCUAAAACUUUUAGCAAACCUGUCGCCAUGGUUACAUGGGGUUUUUUAAUGCAGAAUUAAAUAAUUCAUAAUUAAAUAUUCUGAUUUGUGUUUA